Rubroshorea leprosula is the source of this 438-nucleotide messenger RNA. The record is from the annotation of a GenBank genome assembly. Lineage: Eukaryota; Viridiplantae; Streptophyta; Magnoliopsida; Malvales; Dipterocarpaceae.
CCUCUUCCACCUCCAUCCUUUUCUUCCUCCUUUCUCCAACCAAGGUUAAGGUGCUUUUGUUAGGACUAAGAGUGCCUAGAGAGGUGUGUUAUAGGGUGCUUCUUAAGGAAGAUAAGGUUAGAAAAAGUCUUCGCUCCUUGCCAAAAUCCUGGAGUUUAAUCAAGAUGACAAUAGAAGAAGCUCAUGAUUUAAGUGCCAUGACUGUUGAGAUGCUGCAAGGGAAGCUUCUUACACAUGAAAUGGCCAUGAAAAAUGAUGAGAGUGAUGAUGAUUCUCGGAAGAAGAAAUUGUAGCUUUCAAAAGCUCCUCCAAAGAUGAAAGUGAUAGUGAUGAAGAGGAUGAUGAAGAAUUUAUAGUGCUUGCUCGAAAGUUUAAGAGUUUCUUGAGGAAAGACAAGUUGAAGAAUCAAGGACAACAAAAGAAAAAUUACAAAAGCAG